GUCUCUCCAAUUUCUCUUUUUGUGAAUAAACUCUUCAAACUCUUUCAGCAAUACUGAAUUUUCCCAUUAAUCCUCUUCCUCAUCCCUAAUUUCCCACCAAAUUAAUCCUCGUGAACUCCGCCUUCUUCUUUCCCAUCCCCUGCAUUAAUACCGCCUCUCUCUUCUCUUCCCAAUGGCUUUCCUCUCUGUCUUCUUCUUCUUCUUCUUCAAUCGCCAUGGACGGCGUUGAUGCCCACCCACUCUCCGCCAUCACGCCAGCAACCACUGCUACAACAACGACGUUUGUCACCGCCGUCAAGCGCAGGCACGCACGCAGAACACCGGAGGCUGCUGUGUCCGCCGUUGAGGAAGAUCGCCGUGUGAAAGACAUGGGGAAGAAGAGUGUGUACAGUCAGGCGUCGUUCAUGCAAUGGACGAUCGCCGACGCCGUCCACGUGGCUAGAUUCCAUUGGAUUCCCUGCUUGUUCGCUCUCGGCCUUCUCUUUUUUAUGGCCGUCGAGUAUACCCUCCGAAUGGUGCCGUCCUCAUCUCCGCCGUUUGAUUUGGGGUUCGUCGCCACUCGGUCCCUUCACCGUCUCCUUCAAUCAUCGCCUCAGCUCAAUACCCUCCUUGCCGCCCUCAACACGGUGUUCGUUGGAAUGCAAACCACUUACAUCCUAUGGACGUGGCUCAUCGAAGGGCGACCCAGAGCCACAAUCUCAGCUCUGUUCAUGUUCACAUGCCGAGGCAUUCUAGGCUCCUCCACGCAGCUUCCCUUACCCCAGGGGUUCGUGGGAUCGGGGGUGGAUUUUCCGGUGGGGAACGUAUCGUUCUUUCUGUUCUUCUCCGGGCACGUGGCUGGAUCGGUGAUAGCGUCGCUGGACAUGAGGAGGAUGAAGAGGUGGGAGCUUGCGUGGACGUUCGAUGUGUUGAACGUGCUUCAAUCAGUGAGGUUGCUGGGGACGAGAGGCCAUUACACCAUAGAUUUAGCAGUGGGUUUGGGAGCUGGCAUUCUGUUUGAUUCUUUGGCUGGCAGAUACGAAGACAGCAAGAAGAAGACAACACUUUUAGCUGUCUCUUCUCCCAGUAACGGCUCCACCAAAGAGCCUCUCCUCAUGUCUUGUACCACUAAGUAAAGUAAAGGAGGCAUUUUCCGUAACAUAUAGAUUCAUAUGAGAGGAUUAAGAAAAUCGUUUAAGUUGAUUAUUUAUUGUUUUUGUCUAA
Molecule: messenger RNA, 1203 nt
Organism: Neltuma alba
Lineage: Eukaryota; Viridiplantae; Streptophyta; Magnoliopsida; Fabales; Fabaceae
Product: phosphatidylcholine:diacylglycerol cholinephosphotransferase 1
Exons: 3
Coding region: 216-1115 (299 amino acids)
Molecular function (GO): diacylglycerol cholinephosphotransferase activity
Source: RefSeq, a predicted model, not a curated record